AUGAUUCAUCCAAUCGCACAAAUAUCCUGCUGGAUUGUUGAGGACUCUUCGGAAGAAUAUAAACCUCCAGUCAUAUACGACCUUGAUGAUGUUCAAAAGCAACCCUAUCUAGUAUAUGUACGAGACUGCCAGUCUCUUGAAGGUACAUAUGUCAACGAAACCUGCAUUGGUAAUAAAGAGAAAGGUACCGCCCACGGAUUUUAUAUUAGUCGAAAUGUUGUAGUUACUGUUAAGCCUUACUGGAAAUUUCGCAUCUCGCUUUUAUAUCAUACCGAGUUGAAAUACCCUUUGAACUCAAUUCAACUCAAGGAGUCAACUCUUUUUCGCGAUCGAUAUAUCAUUACCGAACGAAUUCUAGGCCGUGGGGCCUUCGCGAAAAUUCAUUUGGCUGUCGACGCGAGAACCGGGAAACAGCUUGCUUGCAAAAUCCACGAUCUCGAUCGUCUUCGUCGACUAGCACCCUCUCAUGAUUUAAUCCGACGUAUUAGGGAUGAGACUGAUAUACUCGGAAAGCUGAAGCAUCCUAACCUUCCUAUAUUCGAAUAUGCAUUCCACUCAGCACACACUUUCUACACCUUUAUUGAGCUUGCAACAGGCGGUGACCUCUUUUCCAUGCGCCUAACACGAGGAACUUUCGAGGAGCAAGAUUGUAAAUUCGUCAUUCGGCAAGUCGUAAAUGCCAUUUGUUAUCUUGGAGGCAUUGCACAUCGCGACCUAAAGCCCGAAAACAUAUUCUUUGCUACAGGACCGGAUCCUACAGGCCGCGUUAUUGUUGGUGACCUCGGAUUCGCAAAAUCUACUGCAUCAGGCCGUAUGGCUAGUCGAGUAGGUACUGACCAGUAUAUGGCACCCGAAGUUGAAUAUGGUGGGACACAUGGUCUAGCUGUGGACAUCUGGUCCCUUGGUAUGAUUGUGGUGUUCCUUCUAGCGCCAGAUGAGAACGCUGUUCCGAGUAGCGCCAUGAAAAUAAACCAAGCGGCAAUUACCGGAUGGCUCGACAGCGUAUUCGAAGACCCAUCUCAACAGAGGAUAAGUUGGAAGCAUCCAAAGCGAAACAUCAUUCUUGGUUUCAGCAGCAACCAGACAAGCAACAAUUCAAAUUUCGCAUGA
Messenger RNA from Daldinia childiae, 1110 nucleotides. RefSeq names its product Meiosis-specific serine/threonine-protein kinase mek1. The coding region runs from base 1 to 1110 and encodes 369 amino acids. The record is from RefSeq and is a predicted model, not a curated record. Gene Ontology annotation, biological process: protein phosphorylation. Gene Ontology annotation, molecular function: ATP binding; protein kinase activity. The transcript has 7 exons. Lineage: Eukaryota; Fungi; Ascomycota; Sordariomycetes; Xylariales; Hypoxylaceae.